GGGCGGAGGCGGCCCGCGGUGAAGCCGCUCUCGUUGUCGCUUACAGCUCCUGCGUUCUAUGAGCGCCGGUCUUGUCUCCCCCAGCUAGACUGUGAGCGCCCCCAUGGCGGGGACCUGCACCCCCACCUCUUCGGCUUUCGGCCGACGUUUAUGUGCUAUGUGCCCAGCCCGGUGCUGGCUCCGUUAGGAGACACAGAUUUUGGCUAUGGAAAGGGGAAAUGUACUAAGCAAAGUCCGACGGGAGCCCAUGAGACGCGCUUUGGAGGUGACAAACUUGAAGACCUUGAAGAAGCCAAUCCGUUUUCCUUUAAAGAGUUCCUGAAAACCAAGAACCUUAGCCUGUCAAAAGAAGACACGACCAACAGUCGAGUUUACCCGAAGGAAGCCUCGAGGCACCCACUGGGACUAGACCACAGCUCCCCUGCCUCCCAGCCCGUGGGGUAUGGCCUGGAAUAUCAGCAGCCGUUUUUUCAAGACCCAACGAGAGCCAGCAACCUGGAGGAGGACGAGGAAGAAGAUGGGUGGAAUGGAGCCUACUUGCCAUCCGCUGUGGAGCAGACUCAUUCUUCUAGGGCCACAGAGAAUUCAUCGCCCUGUGGCACCUACCUGUCCUUUUUUUCCAACACAUCAGAGCUGGCAGGUCCUGAGUCUUUGCCCCCAUGGACACUGAGUGACACCGACUCAAGGAUCUCUCCAGCAUCUCCAGCUGGGAGUCCUAAUGCAGACUUUACAGCUCUCGGAGAGUCCCUGGGAGACAGACACCUGCGGACGCUGCAGAUAAGCUAUGAAGCGCUGAAAGAUGAAAAUUCUAAGCUCAGAAGAAAGCUAAGUGAGGUUCAGAGCUUCUCUGAAACUCAGACAGAAAUGGUGAGGACGCUUGAACGAAAGUUGGAAGCGAAGAUGAUCAAGGAGGAGAGUGACUUCCAUGACCUGGAGUCAGUGGUCCAGCAAGUCGAACAGAACCUCGAACUGAUGACCAAACGAGCUAUAAAAGCAGAAAAUCAUGUCUUGAAGCUGAAACAGGAAGUAAGUUUGCUCCAGACACAGCUCUCCAACUUCAAGCGAGAGAAUGAAGCCCUGCGGUCAGGCCAGGGUGCCAGCCUUACAGUGGUGAAGCAGAACACCGAUGUGGCCUUGCAGAACCUCCAUGUUGUCAUGAACAGUGCACAUGCAUCCAUAAAGCAGCUGGUGUCUGGAGCAGAGACACUGAACCUUGUUGCUGAAAUCCUUAAGUCCAUCGACAGAAUUACUGAAGUUAAAGAUGAGGCGGACUCUUGAGAACCACUAGCUGCCACCAGUUUGCACCACCUCUGCACCUGUGCCACCACGUCUUCCAAACAUGCCCCUAACUAUGCAGUCUUCAGCAAAGCAUUUCAUGGCCUAAGCAGUGUUGCUGGCCCCCUGCAGUGUGGGCUCCUCUCCAGCAGUUGCACUGACGGUUUACAUGCAGUCCUUUGGGGGAAGUCCCACUGUCGAUAGACUCACAGAUUUACUGGAAGGCAUUUUUAUAAAAUCCAGCAGUUUUUAGAAACCACUAAAGCUGAAAUCAGCACUUUCAUAAGAAGCCUCUUCCACUAUCCUCUUGAAUUUACCUGUCGGAUAAACUUGGGCUCAACCUCAACUUUGUUAAGCUGAACACUAAGUGAGCCCAUGUGGAAGUGAGCAGCCUGUACAGGGACUCAAGCCCUUUUUCUGUUAUUUAGUACCUCACUAGCUGAUGGUUGACGUUGUGACCUCCACAGGGUGGUUCCUGCUGUCAACCUCAGUAAGGCAGCAUCAAUUGAUAGAUACUGCCCUCCCACCAGGACCAUAGCACCAACCAACGUCACAGAUACUCCAUAUUGCAAAUCUUCGUAAACUCACUGCGGUGAGCCUUCGGCUUUGGAAAGCCAUCUGGGGCUGUCAGUUCUGAUUCAUGUUAUAUGUCAAUGAGCCUUUUGCAUAGGGCAGUUCAGACUGAAAUUUAAAGGGCCCACACACACAUCCUGGGGAGUCAGCACCAGGUCUUUGGGCUUUCUGAUUUUUCAAGGACAAGCAAGGCAUAAUCAGCACCCUGUGCCUUACUGAGGGGCGGGGGCUUGGGGACCAUUUUCCUAUAGAUUUUUUUUUUUUUAAUUUUCUUUUCCCCUCCUGUUGAGAUCAACAGCUUUCUUGUCUAAAUAAAUCCUGAAGCUCA
Messenger RNA from Myodes glareolus (Bank vole), 2176 nucleotides. NCBI's taxonomy places the organism in Eukaryota, Metazoa, Chordata, Mammalia, Rodentia, Cricetidae. The record is from RefSeq and is a predicted model, not a curated record.